CAAAAAAAAAAAAUCAACAUAAAAAACAAACAAACAUUCAAUGCUUGAUUAACUGUGAGAAAAUUAAGUUUAAUAUAUGAAAACUUCUCAUCUCAGCGUUAGCUUAGGAAAUGUAUGGAAAAUUCGACCAACAUAUUAUGGGAAAUUUAUUUUAGAAAACCUUUCGUCGAAGGCAAGAGUGACCACGUCUCAUAUCCAACCUUUGUGUAUGCUCAUAUCUCAUUCGAUCAGGAAAUUGUCAAAUGAAAUUGAUAGGCACACUGAUGAAAGAAAGAUUACUUGGAAAGUGUUUUCUAACACAACUAAACGACAUGAGUACGUUUACAAUAGUUGUAAACGAAACUAAUUGACAGAAAAGGAGGCCGUCCAGCCAGUAGAGAUGGCAGGUGGCACGGACACCGCAUCCUUCGCGGACCUGCCAGACGAGCUUGUGGUCCAGGUGUUCCGCCACCUGAACCCCGCACAGCUCAACAGCUGUUCACGAGUGUGCAGGCGCUGGAGCCGGCUGUUCCGCGAGCCCGCGCUGUGGCGGCAGCUGUACCCAACCAUGUGGUCGCGAGGCUUGUGGAACUAUACAGCAAAUUAUGUGGGACAUAUUGACCAGAUUCCAGAGGAAGAUUUCUGCCUAGAGCUGUUGGAGCCAGUCACAACUACUUCAGAAGCUGAAUGCUUGAGCAGAGAGCAGUCGUGGAACAAAUUUUACUCAGGGUUGAAGAGGUCAUUAUUUGACCACUGUAAAGGUUAUGGUGUUAGAGUGCUGGAACUGAGUGCAAACAAAUACCUCGAUGACGGUCAGUUAAACGUAUUAAUUUCAGCGUGCCCGAACAUAGAAGAGCUUUAUGCAAGUUACACUCAGAUCUCAUCAGGAGCAUUCCAAGUGCCAAACCCUGGCGACUGCCUGAAGAGACUGCACAAGCUCGCACUGUCGGGCUGCGUGCUCAUCACGGACCGCACGGUGGAGAACCUGGUGGCCUGCUGGGGCGCCGGGACGGGCGAGCCCGCGGGACUGCGGUCUCUCAGCCUGUCCGGCUGCGCCCUCCUGACGGACGCCAGCCUCGAGGCGCUGUCGAGCUGCACGGCGCUGCGCGCGGGUCUGCAGUUCCUCGACCUGAGCGGCUGCGGCUUCAGGAGCGGGCGGCUGCUGCGCACGUUCGUGCACGGCUGUGCGCGGCUGGGGCCAGAGAACCUGUUCUACUGUUGCAACAUAGUGACGGGGCCGUACCGAGCGACUGCCAACGGCUGCAACAACCUGGACAAUGAGAACCGUGCCUGUUGCGUGCAGUAUCAGAACUGAGGUGCUUGUGACAAAGCACGAGACGGGUUUACUUCAAGGUAUGGCGGAGAGCCAUAAAUGUUCCCAUGCUCUCAUAGCUGUUGUCAAUAUGUCCAAAGCUUCUAAAAUUCAAAUUUUGAUGUAUUAGACUUAAGUCUUGCAAGGAAAAUUUUCUUAAAAUUAUAUUUUAGUAGGUUCAUCUGAUGAUUGCAAAAACUUGGGUGUAUUUUAAACUGCCAAAAGCUGACAGGGUUAUGAUACAUACAUAUCAGGUGGGGAUAUCAGGGUUCAUAUGCCUCCUUAAUAUCCUUAAAAUGUCCUUAAUUUUUCUUCAAUAGAAUAUGGGGCCUUGAAAACUCCUUAAUAAAGACUGAUAUUGUGUAAGUAAUGGAUUAAUGCAGGUAUUUUCAUGUAAUUUUGUUUCUGAGUUGUCAUCAAACAACACUUUGCGCAUGUGCAGUACGAUUGGCGAAUUUUGGGCACUAGAUUUUUAAUUAGUUUUUCUUUAUUUUGUAUCUCAUCUUUUAAUUAAAAUGGUGUGUUUUACUCUCUUACUUUGAAUAUAGUACUUUGAAUAAAUUAAAUGAAAUUAGUGAUCAGAUUAAAUGUUCAGGCUUCAAACUAAAACAGAAUUCUGUUCUAUAAUCCUGGAGAAAAGGGGCUUAUCUGUAAUAGUUCAACUAACCAACAAAAUAAUUUUUCGUGCAUUAACUAUUUAUCAUUGUUAUUUUCUUGAGGAAUUUUGCAAUAUUACUAAGUGUUUUUUAUAUGUUGAUAGUGUUGAAGCCAAUGAAGUAAAAACUCCUUCAUUUUAGAUUCACAAAAGGGUACAAAUCAAUGCUUUAGGUACAGACUUUGAAUGAAUUAUUUCAACUAUGCUGGGGUUUAAAGAGAUUAAGACCUGAAAUCUAAUGGUAUAAAGAUUUUAGCCUAAUGGAUUUUUUUAUUAUUAUUACAGCUCGAUCAAAAACAGGAAAUAGCUUCCGACACUGGUUGAACUCAAAAUUUGUGGCAUAGUGCAACUGCCUAAUUGUCAUCUGUAACAGUGCAUGUGAAAUUUUUUUUUCCUGUCAUUAUUUGUGGAUCCUGUUAGUUCAACAAAAACAAAGGUGAGUAACAGCUGUCUGAAAAGUGCAGAAAAGUUAACCACCAUCGUGAAAGUUGUAAUAUUUAUAAUAUAUUUUUGAAAUUUCUAUAUAUGUAAAAUGAUAAUUGAAUAACAUUUAUAAACAUUUAUAAAGUGUCACCUGAUUUAUUGCAUGUUUUCAAAUACCUUUGGUUUAUUUAUGAAAUCAGUUGGUAAAAAUAUAUUUUAAGCUUCAAAGUGCAUACUUCAAAAAAAAAAAAAAAUUGUAAUUUUAUUGUACCAUCUUUGGAUGUAUACUAUUUUUACCUGUAAUGUACAAAUUAGACUGUGUUAAAAAUAGUAUUUAUUUUGUACAGGUUGUCAAUUAAACAAGAUACUAAAGAAUAUUAAA
Bacillus rossius redtenbacheri is the source of this 2751-nucleotide messenger RNA. Its product is annotated as F-box/LRR-repeat protein 5-like. The coding region runs from base 380 to 1294 and encodes 304 amino acids. Gene Ontology annotation, molecular function: protein binding. NCBI's taxonomy places the organism in Eukaryota, Metazoa, Arthropoda, Insecta, Phasmatodea, Bacillidae. The record is from RefSeq and is a predicted model, not a curated record. The transcript has 5 exons.